Trichophyton verrucosum HKI 0517 is the source of this 270-nucleotide messenger RNA. RefSeq lists its product as uncharacterized. The record is from RefSeq and is a predicted model, not a curated record. The transcript has a single exon. NCBI's taxonomy places the organism in Eukaryota, Fungi, Ascomycota, Eurotiomycetes, Onygenales, Arthrodermataceae. The coding region runs from base 1 to 270 and encodes 89 amino acids.
AUGCAAACAGCCGAUCAAUUGUUUGCUUUCUUCCUUGCUUCCUUGCUUCCCUUGGUUACUCGAUUCCUUAUUAAUAUUGAUUGUAAGGUUGAAGAUCUCGUCUUUGCUUCUUCCAUCGUGUUGGUACCGACCGAUGCCACAAGGAUCGACAUCGAGAAGCCACAAGGAGAGAUUACCUACGUAAUCAGCACCGACAAUGAAAUGCUAAAAGAUCAUCAUCAUAGCUCUUGUAUCUUUCUUGCGUACUCCGCCGUCUUUGUCAUAUCAUGA